This is a messenger RNA of Dimorphilus gyrociliatus, 1964 nucleotides long. Lineage: Eukaryota; Metazoa; Annelida; Polychaeta; Dinophilidae. The record is from the annotation of a GenBank genome assembly.
UCUGCUUUUCCAAACGAAACCGCGCAGUGCAACCUAUUAUCGUUACUGACAAAACUCUGACUACUCGAAAGCUAUAUAUCUCUUAUUAUUUCAAAUUGAGCAGAUUAAUAUUACUCUGAGGCAUUUCACAAUUAAUUUAGGUUAUUUUUUAGUUUGGAUUGCGGCUGCAACUUCUUUUUUCCGUUAUUUUUGAACCCCGGUUUAAGAUUUAAGAAAAUAACAUUCGAAAGCACACGUUCAAUUAUUAUUUUGUAUUGCAGGAUGACAGAAUUAAUUAAUCUAAUAAAAGAGGGAAAUUUGAGUGACUUGGAAGAAUUAUUAACGAUUAAUUCUAUUCGAUCUAACCUUAAACAACAAUAUUGGGAUUUUAUACCCCAAUUAUGUGAAUUAUUAUCAGAAGAAAGCGAAGCUAGGAGUAAAUGUAUCGAACACGUAAUGCUCACCAUAACCGAAGUAGCUACAUCUGCAAAAGAUUUACUGAUUGUAUUUAUGGAACAGUUCGACAAAUUUAUAUGCGACUUUCGAUUUAAGCUUUUGUUAAAACCAAUAUCUAAAUGUCUUGAUAAUUUAUCAUCUAAGAAGGGUUAUUCUCUUGGUUUAGUGCUUAGUGUCCUAAAUGCUCAUAUUAAAUCAAUAACAAUUGGUGAUAAAGACCAGGAUUUACAUAGAAUUUUUGAAAGAUUAAAUAUAGCUUUGGAUUUCGUCUAUCCUUUCGCUCGACAAAUUGCAGUAACUGAUGCCAGUACAAAGGAGUAUCGGGACAAAAAUAAUAAACAAUUGGAGGAGAUACUUUUGUUUGUUGUUAAAGUUUUGGCACAUCCUCUAUCGAAUAUUGAUGUCACAUUGUCUGAUGAUUCUCUCAUCAAAAUCUAUCAGAAGCUAGGCGAUAUUCUUUCUUGCUGUUCUAGAGAUGCUAUUAGUACAAUUGAGAAGUUAGAGGAUAGGAAUCAGUUCAUUAUGUUUCGAAAGAAACAAAUAGAGCAUCAAAGAUCAUCAUUAAAUACAAAUGAUUUAGAGAAUAUGGAUACUGAUUUAUUAGACGUCGAAGAACCUAUUCCAGAGAUAGGAAUUUCUAUGAUUCCAUUUUUAGCGACAAUAGAAGGCGUAAAUUUAGCAAUACCCCUCAUUUAUAGGGCUGAUUUUGUAACAGGCUCUUUUUUGAAUUCAUCUAUUAGACUAUUGAAGGAUACUAGUGAAAUUAUAGUUAAAAAAGGCAUUAAUAUUGCUAUACACAUGUUUUCGACAAUGCAAGAAGAUUCUACGUCUUAUCAAGGAAUUAAAAAGCUUAAUAAGACACUGGAAGCUAUCUAUCAGAUCCUAUUAAGGUGUCCCAAUAUAGAUUUGAGAAGGUAUGCAUCCAAAAUAGUGCCAGAGCUCAUUAAAGUCUUAUCGAACGAAAGCAAAUACAUCUUCUUCGAAAGAAUUAUUAAUCAUAGUCACCAAGCAGUUAAAGGCUACGGGAUUAUAUUAUUAAAGAAUAGUCUACAAGAAAAUAUGACUUUUAAAAAGGAGAACGAAUAUUUAAAAGGAGAGCAUUUGGACAAACUAUUCAAUGAUAUAUUUCUUUUCAACGUUGAAAAAGAUAUACUGGACAAUGCUGAAUUUCUUUUGGACGCCUUAUCUUUGUUUAGAUAUCUUAUAUCAGUUGACAAAAGAAAUGAGACUGGAAUAAUAGAAAAAGCAGACUACGUGGAAAAGAACUUUUUAAAACCCUUAGAAAAGUCUAUCGAUUUGGCAAAAGCUCAUUAUCAAUUAGAAAUACAAAAUUGUAAUGCAACUGAACAAAUGAACUCUAGAAAAGAAUUUCUACAAGCCGGAAUUGUUCGAAUUGAAAUGAUUGAAAGUAUUCUGGCUAUUUGUUCAGAUUUGAAAGCAAAGAAGAAAUAAUUAAAUAUUUAAUUGCCAUUAAAUAAAUUUAUGUCUCAAUUUAAAAAAGAAUAAAAAAAUUUUCAAAUCAAUUUCUU